AUGGGUCGUAUGCACAGUAACGGUAAGGGUAUCUCUUCUUCUGCUAUUCCAUAUUCCAGAAACGCUCCAAGCUGGUUCAAAUUGUCAUCUGAAUCCGUUGUUGAACAAAUCAUCAAGUAUGCCAGAAAGGGUUUGACUCCAUCUCAAAUCGGUGUCUUGUUGAGAGAUGCUCACGGUGUUACUCAAGCUCGUGUUAUCACCGGUAACAAGAUCAUGAGAAUCUUGAAGUCCAACGGUUUGGCUCCAGAAAUCCCAGAAGACUUGUACUACUUGAUUAAGAAGGCUGUCUCUGUCAGAAAGCACUUGGAAAGAAACAGAAAGGACAAGGACGCUAAGUUCAGAUUGAUUUUGAUUGAAUCCAGAAUCCACAGAUUGGCAAGAUACUACAGAACUGUCGCUGUUUUGCCACCAACCUGGAAGUACGAAUCUGCUACUGCUUCCGCUUUGGUGAACUAA
Messenger RNA from Zygosaccharomyces rouxii, 456 nucleotides. RefSeq names its product 40S ribosomal protein uS15 (gene RPS13). Gene Ontology annotation, biological process: translation. Gene Ontology annotation, cellular component: cytosolic small ribosomal subunit; nucleolus; ribosome. The record is from RefSeq and is a predicted model, not a curated record. Gene Ontology annotation, molecular function: structural constituent of ribosome; small ribosomal subunit rRNA binding. The transcript is spliced from 2 exons. Lineage: Eukaryota; Fungi; Ascomycota; Saccharomycetes; Saccharomycetales; Saccharomycetaceae. The coding region runs from base 1 to 456 and encodes 151 amino acids.